Molecule: messenger RNA, 2480 nt
Organism: Vombatus ursinus (common wombat)
Lineage: Eukaryota; Metazoa; Chordata; Mammalia; Diprotodontia; Vombatidae
Gene: EBF3
Product: EBF transcription factor 3
Exons: 16
Coding region: 126-1919 (597 amino acids)
Biological process (GO): regulation of transcription by RNA polymerase II
Molecular function (GO): DNA-binding transcription factor activity, RNA polymerase II-specific; RNA polymerase II cis-regulatory region sequence-specific DNA binding
Source: RefSeq, a predicted model, not a curated record
GAGAGCGCAGCGGGCAGGCGAGAGAACUAGCCCGAGAGGGGGAGACACCCGGAGUCCCCCGAAGCUGCCCUGCCCUGAGUCUCACCCCUUCUGGCCAGGAGCUGCCGCCGCCCCCGUUUGUGUUCAUGUUUGGGAUUCAGGAAAAUAUACCCAGAGGCGGGACGACCAUGAAGGAGGAGCCGCUGGGCAGUGGCAUGAACCCGGUGCGCUCUUGGAUGCAUACGGCUGGGGUGGUGGAUGCGAACACGGCCGCCCAGAGCGGUGUGGGGCUGGCUCGGGCACAUUUCGAGAAACAGCCGCCUUCCAAUCUGAGAAAAUCCAAUUUUUUCCACUUCGUCUUAGCUCUGUACGACAGGCAGGGGCAGCCGGUGGAGAUCGAAAGGACAGCUUUUGUGGACUUUGUGGAGAAAGAGAAAGAGCCGAACAACGAGAAAACCAACAAUGGCAUUCAUUACAAACUUCAAUUGUUAUACAGUAACGGAGUUAGAACAGAACAGGAUUUGUAUGUUCGUCUAAUAGACUCGAUGACCAAACAGGCCAUCGUGUAUGAGGGGCAAGACAAGAACCCCGAGAUGUGUCGCGUGCUCCUGACUCACGAGAUCAUGUGCAGCCGAUGCUGUGACAAGAAAAGUUGUGGCAAUCGAAAUGAGACCCCUUCAGACCCUGUAAUCAUUGACAGAUUCUUUCUCAAGUUUUUCCUCAAGUGCAAUCAGAACUGUUUGAAGAAUGCAGGCAACCCCCGAGAUAUGCGGAGAUUCCAGGUUGUUGUAUCAACUACAGUCAACGUGGAUGGCCACGUUCUGGCUGUGUCCGACAACAUGUUUGUGCACAACAACUCCAAACACGGAAGGCGGGCCCGCCGCCUUGACCCGUCAGAAGGUACGGCCCCUUCUUAUCUGGAAAAUGCAGCUACUCCGUGCAUAAAGGCCAUCAGCCCUAGCGAAGGCUGGACCACCGGUGGGGCCACCGUCAUCAUCAUCGGGGACAACUUCUUUGACGGCCUCCAGGUUGUCUUCGGAACCAUGCUGGUGUGGAGCGAGCUGAUAACGCCCCAUGCCAUCCGAGUGCAGACCCCUCCUCGGCACAUUCCAGGAGUGGUGGAGGUCACCCUGUCCUACAAAUCCAAACAGUUCUGUAAAGGUGCUCCUGGCCGGUUCGUCUACACUGCCCUUAAUGAACCAACCAUAGAUUACGGCUUUCAGAGGUUGCAGAAAGUGAUUCCUCGGCAUCCAGGGGAUCCUGAAAGGUUACCGAAGGAAGUAUUACUGAAGCGAGCAGCCGACCUUGUGGAAGCCCUGUAUGGGAUGCCCCACAACAACCAGGAGAUCAUCCUGAAACGAGCAGCUGACAUCGCCGAAGCGUUAUACAGUGUGCCGCGUAACCACAACCAGAUUCCUGCCCUUGCCAACACUCCAGCGCACACUGGCAUGAUGGGAGUGAACUCUUUCAGCAGCCAGCUUGCGGUGAAUGUCUCAGAGACAUCACAAGCCAACGAUCAAGUAGGCUACAGCCGCAAUACAAGCAGUGUUUCCCCGCGAGGAUACGUUCCCAGCAGUACACCCCAGCAGUCCAAUUACAACACAGUCAGCAAUAGCAUGAAUGGAUAUGGAAAUGCCGGCAUGCCCAAUCUAGGCGUCCCUGGCUCUCCCGGAUUUCUAAAUGGCUCCUCAGCUAACUCUCCUUAUGGCAUAGUACCGUCAAGCCCUACCAUGGCAGCCUCUUCGGUCACCCUCCCUUCAAACUGUAGCAGUACGCACGGCAUUUUCUCAUUCUCACCUGCCAAUGUCAUCUCUGCAGUGAAACAAAAGAGCGCCUUUGCUCCAGUCGUCAGGCCCCAAGCUUCUCCUCCGCCAUCGUGCACCAGUGCAAACGGGAAUGGGCUUCAAGCUAUGUCUGGGUUGGUGGUCCCUCCCAUGUAAGGUCACUUUUGUUUACCUACGUAGCAUCAAGCAUUGAAGGACGGGCUUCAGGGGACAAGUUUAGUAUAUUAAGACAUGCUGAUGGAAACAGUAUCUUCAAGACAAAUCAGCACCAAUUGAAAUGCUACAGAAAAAGACUUUGUUUAAAGAUUUUAUUUAAACUCUUAAGAAUCGACAUGCAAACAACCUACUUCUUCACAAACAAUUCCAUUUAUUGACUGAACUUUUCUCAUCUUUUCACAUUUCUCAGUUCUGAAGAAUAAGGAGAAAAACAAAAAACAAAGCAACCCCUAUUUUGUAUAAAGUUUCCAAUUCCGUCUUGGCUCUGUCUCGUACUUGCUCUGUGUGGGGAGAAACUUUGUGGAUGCACCAUUCGGGGUUUUCAUGAAACACUAAUGAAAAAUGCCUCAGAACAUUUUGCUGUCCUCAUCACUCAAUUCACGAUGGUUGUGUAGCUCUAUAAUGUGAAAUAUUUUUUUGUGGUGAAAAAAGGGGGCCAAGGAGGUAUGAGCCAUCAAACUGGAAAAACGAAAAAAAGGAUGACUAUACGAUUAGGAGGAA